This is a messenger RNA of Ilyonectria robusta, 1908 nucleotides long. RefSeq lists its product as uncharacterized. Gene Ontology annotation, cellular component: nucleus. Gene Ontology annotation, biological process: regulation of DNA-templated transcription; DNA-templated transcription. The transcript has 5 exons. The coding region runs from base 114 to 1706 and encodes 530 amino acids. Gene Ontology annotation, molecular function: DNA binding; DNA-binding transcription factor activity, RNA polymerase II-specific; zinc ion binding. NCBI's taxonomy places the organism in Eukaryota, Fungi, Ascomycota, Sordariomycetes, Hypocreales, Nectriaceae. The record is from RefSeq and is a predicted model, not a curated record.
GAAUUCUCCGCUUGCGACAAGAACUCCCGCUCAUGCCCGCUCGUCUAUCCGCUCGCCGCCUCCUAGUUCCGGGCUCGGACUAACAAACGGCAUCACGUCCUCCCGUCGGGACAAUGCUCGCUGCCGCCGUCGUAUCUCCGGAGCCGUGCGCCGUCCAGUCCCUGAGCGAAAGUGUAGGCCACGCAGCGCAGGCGUGUCGACAAUGCAGUCGACUAAAGAGGAAAUGCCUGCGAGAACUCCCGGUCUGCUCUUUGUGCAUCCGUCUUGGCAAGACCUGCCAGUAUCCAGCACGUCGCAAAGCUUACGGUUCUCGAACCACCGAGAAAGAUCAACCUGCCUCACCAACCGUAUCCUCUACUUCGAGAAAUAGCGAUGUCAUAAAUCCAUUCCCCGAUGCCUUCUUCAUUGACACCGAGCGCUUCCGCUCCGUCCCACAUUCCACGCUGAAUAGCGCCUACCCUAUACCUCAACAUGUUUCGCAUUUGCUUGGUCUGGACGUCAAUGCAAUCUGCGAGCUUUACUUCGACUCCGUUGACACGUGGUUUCCGUUUAUUAGCAAGAAAGGCUUGAAUCUGAGUAUUCAAUCCAAUCUGCCGACCGAGACUCCAGGAUUGGCUCUUCUGCUUAUUUGCAUGAAGCUCAUUUGCACUCCGCCACAGCUCGAUACGUCAGCAUCAGAGUCUGUACUUUACAAAACGGCAAAAAGCUUCUUGAAUAACAUCGAGGAGGUGUCACCAGUAGCUCUUCAUGUUUUUCAGUCCCUUGUCCUCAUUGCAUUGUACGAGGUUGGGCAUGGUAUCUUUCCAGCUGCGUACUUGACCGUGGGCCGCGCCGUUAGACUGGGCAUUCUGAGAGGCGUCCACGACCGAAAGAACUCUACUCAGCUUUUUGUUGGACCGCCAACUUGGACCUAUGUUGAAGAAGAGCGCCGUACAUGGUGGGCCACAUCGAUACUUGAAUGCUUUGUCAAUCUCAAUCCUACCGGUUUUCCGCUUGCGAUCCCAGAGCCGGCGCGCGGUGACCUAUUACCUACGACAGAUUCGGAGUGGUUUCGCGGUAAGAUAGGGCCAAACCAGGCUCUUUUCAUGACCGGCUUCGCGCCAAAUUCGACAAUCGGUCCCUUUGCGAGGGUCUGUCAAACGUCGCACAUUCUCGGGCGCGUCAUCAACCAUAGAAACUAUCGAAAAGACUCCCAGAACUGGGAAUUCAUACUCGACGAGGCUAUCCAGUUGAACGCAACCCUGACUGCCCUGGAUAGCUAUGUCUCUCAACCCAUGGAAGCUCAGCCGGAUGACGGGGCAACGUCUGCCAUUGACGUUGCCCUAUGCACUUGCGCACGACUAGUGCUUUACCAAAUGUACGCAUGCAACGAACCCGACGUCCUGGCGCCUCGACGAGCGGAAGAAACCGAGAUGCAGGCCGACUCCAUAGCCGGGAUAAAGCAGAUCAUGUCCACUCGCAGCCCGGCGCUCGCCCUAUGCGUACUUCGACAGGGUACGGAAAACCUAGGCAGGUCCAACCCGCUAGUCAUACAGUGUCUUUAUGAUACCGCCACUGAGUGCCAGUGGUUUCUUCGCGAGGGUGACGUGGUUGAGGGGACCGAAACGACCCUGCAGCUGGUCAUUGGGGCACUGAACUUGCUUGCGCAGCGAUGGGCACUUGCAGGAAAAUGUCUUGAGCUACUGAAACGGCCAGACGAGCAUUAGGUCGAGAGGAAGCAUGGUGUAUAUUUUGGCCAGGAAUGCAUCAACCGCUGUGAGAUGAAUCCAUACCGCCCAUUGACCGAGAGCUCUGGGUGUACACAAUCGAACCAAGGAGGUGGCAGUGCGUCCAGCGCCGGAAUUGUAUAGUUUCACUAGUUGAAGGCUUUCAAAAACAGCCGUGGAGUAGCUGGAGAUCAUAGGCCCA